Molecule: messenger RNA, 750 nt
Organism: Balaenoptera musculus (blue whale)
Lineage: Eukaryota; Metazoa; Chordata; Mammalia; Artiodactyla; Balaenopteridae
Product: ubiquitin-conjugating enzyme E2 variant 2-like
Biological process (GO): DNA damage tolerance; protein K63-linked ubiquitination
Cellular component (GO): nucleus
Source: RefSeq, a predicted model, not a curated record
AUGGCGGUCUCCACAGGCAUUAAAGUUCCUCGUAAUUUUCGCUUGUUGCAAGAACUUGAAGAAGGACAAAAAGGAGUAAGCGAUGGUACGGUUAGCUGGGGCCUUGAAGAUGAUGAAGAUAUGACACUUACAACGUGGACAGGCAUGAUUAUUGAGCCACCAAGGACAAAUUAUGAAGAAAUAUAUAGCCUGAAAGUAGAAUGUGGACCUAAAUACCCAGAAGCACCUCCAUCAGUUAGAUUUGUAACCAAAAUUAAUAUGAAAGGAAUAAAUAAUUCCAGUGGAAUGGUGGAUGCACGGAGCAUACCAGUGCUAGCAAAAUGGCAAAAUUCAUACAGCAUUAAAGUUGUACUUCAAGAGCUAAGACAGCUAAUGAUGUCCAAAGAAAAUAUGAAGCUUCCACAGCCACCAGAAGGACAAACAUACAACAAUUAAUUUUAGUGGAUUUAAAACUUGUCUUAAAUCAACAACCUUCUAUUCAUGUUAAUGUCUUGAUUAAAUAUCACAAUGCAAAAUACCCACACAUUAAGUAAGAUAAUUCCAGCUGGUAAACAUGACCUGGACAUCUGUAAGAGUAUAUUUAAUAUAUGUACACCCAUUAUGUUUUCAGGUAACAGGAGGAAAAUUCAGCACAGUUUUUUUUCUUGUUAAGGCACCGUCAUUUAAGCAUGAACCUGGAGUACUCAGAGUGGAACUCAGGUUUCCAGGUGGAAGAACAGCGAGAAGUGUCAGAUGGCUGUGCAAGCAGAU